Colius striatus (speckled mousebird) is the source of this 1625-nucleotide messenger RNA. It is a transcript of the gene LYSET, whose product is annotated as lysosomal enzyme trafficking factor. The coding region runs from base 1054 to 1470 and encodes 138 amino acids. The transcript has 3 exons. Lineage: Eukaryota; Metazoa; Chordata; Aves; Coliiformes; Coliidae. The record is from RefSeq and is a predicted model, not a curated record.
CUAAGGGAGUGAAGUUUCUUCCCAGUCGGUUAACAGCUCUUUACACAGACUUUUUUUUUUUUUCGUUUUCCUGCUAAGAGUAUUAAUUUGAUGUGUUAACAGGAAACAUCAUGUGAAGUUACAUGGAAGGGUAAGCUAAACAGCAAAGAGCUGUCACAGACACAAGUAGUGGCAGUCUCAGUUUAUUACUGUCACUGUGUGUUUGACUGUUGUAGCCACUGUAAAGGCAGCAGUGUGAGGGACAGAACAGCUUCUCCAGGACUACCCUGGCCAGAUUCUGUCAGAUCAGAAUUGAGGAUAUCUUUCAGGUAUUGAAAAGUAGGAAGCCUUUCAAGAUUGCUAACCAGACAGAUUAGCCUGGCCUCAGGAAGGGACAUUUACAAAGGUGUCGUGAUUCUAUCAAUUAGGGUAAACUGUCGUGUACUGAGGUGAAUAACUUCUGUAUGCAUAAGUCAUCCUUAAGUAAGCAUUUCUGCCUAGUAUUUUUAAAGCCCGAUAUAUAUUCUUAAAAUGAUACUGCAUAAAUUUAUUUUACCUUUCUCUUAAGAAAGGAAGGAAGGGUAAGCAUAUUGGUUAGGAUAGUUCUAACCAGCUGCAGUGAAGUGGUGGUUCUCUCUGCCCUGCCCAAGGGUGAUUUUGAGGGAAGAUGUUCAUGACUUUUUGGUUUGAGUGGAGAUACAUCAGCUAGAGUGUUUGUGACUGAUUGGAAGGGUGUUUCAAGUUCCCUAGACCCAAACAGCUAGGCAGAGAUCUUAAAGGAGCUAAAAUCAAGCGCAGUAGUGUCUGUGGUGCUUCUGAAAAGUGUCAGUUGACUGGUGUCUCGUUUGUUCUGCACUAAGCUGGUUCCUAGUACAGAUGUUGAACUCCUUUCCUCCAGAGAGCUCACUGUAGCUGUUGGCACAGAACGUACCAUUGGGUGCAAGUAACGUGUUUAUGGCAUCUUCCUGUGUGCAGAUGGGUACAAAUCCAUACCUUCAGUGUCGAAGGACUUUACAAACUUUUAUAGAAAGUCUUUUAUUAUCCCCACCAUGUGACUAGAGACACUGAGGGCAGAUGGGGUGCAGAGCAUGGAGAAUGAUGAACUUCCGCCAGAGGAUGGGAUGGAUUGGUGUGGGGUUGUACUUGUUGGCGAGCGCUGCAGCUUUUUAUUACGUCUUUGAAAUCAAUGAGACUUACAACAAACUGGCACUGGAGCACAUUCAGCAACACCCCAAGGAACCGCAGGAAGGAACCACAUGGGCGCACUCCUUGAAAGUGCGCCUGCUCUCCUUGCCUUUCUGGCUGUGGACCGUCAUAUUUUUAAUACCAUAUUUGCAGAUGUUCUUGUUCCUCUAUUCCUGUACCAGAGCUGACCCCAAAACUGUUGGGUAUUGCAUCAUUCCUAUCUGCUUGGCUGUCAUUUGCAAUCGUCAUCAGACAUUUGUGAAGGCCUCUAAUCAGAUCAGUAGGUUCCAGCUGAUUGACACUUAGCUCAGUUUCCAGUUUCUGUAGCUGUUCUGAAGUGAUUGCUUAAUGCCUGAUCUAAUCAUGAGACUGACCUUCUGAGUGAAGGCUGGAAAGAGCCUUUUCUUUCUUAAGCAAUGAAGAGAAUGACUGUUUUCUAUUUAAAAAAAAAAAAAAAAGAA